Messenger RNA from Trichomycterus rosablanca, 6626 nucleotides. RefSeq names its product SREBF chaperone (gene scap). The transcript has 23 exons. Gene Ontology annotation, biological process: regulation of cholesterol biosynthetic process; SREBP signaling pathway. The record is from RefSeq and is a predicted model, not a curated record. Gene Ontology annotation, molecular function: protein binding; sterol binding. NCBI's taxonomy places the organism in Eukaryota, Metazoa, Chordata, Actinopteri, Siluriformes, Trichomycteridae. Gene Ontology annotation, cellular component: SREBP-SCAP complex; Golgi membrane; endoplasmic reticulum membrane. Bases 301 to 4005 code for a protein of 1234 amino acids.
UCAAUAGUUCAGGAGUCGUGCUGAACCAACUCUUAAUUCACAAACGUUGUAAUCAGAGAACCGACUCUUUAGAAUCGACUCCCGGCCACACUGAGAUACAGCUCCUGUCAAAGUGUGUCUGUCGGGUUGUAUGUUUAAUAUUAAUAAUAUUAGUGGACAAAUUACCUAAAUUCUAAAGUAAAGUGGAUACAAAGCAGUGGGGUUUAAUAUCUUUUUGGUCCCUGGAUGCCCCCCGGUGCCACCCGCUCGGCACGUGCGAGCCAGUUGACCAUGGCUGCCAGUUGACCCUCGACCCCCAGGAUGAUGUCGGUCAGAGAGCGGCUUCGGCAGAACAUCUCGGCCGCCUUCUACCGGCACGGCCUGCUCUGCGCCUCCUACCCAGUUCCCAUCAUCCUCUUCACCUCGGUCAGCAUCCUCGCCUGCUGUUACCCCCUGCUGAAGCUGCCCCUGCCGGGAACGGGGCCCGUCGAGUUCACCACCGGAGUGAAGGAUUACUCCGUCCCCGUCCACGAGCCUCAGGGUGACCCGGGCGAGCGGCCGGAAUGGUAUCGGGGGCCUCCAGUCGCCUACAUCCAGCAGGUUUUGGUGAAGGCGGCGGUGUCUCCGUGGGACAGCAGCCUGGUACCCGUAGACGUUUUCCGUUCCCCUCUGGGCCGAGUGUUCAGCCUCCUGGAGGAGAUCCGGAAUCAUGUUCACACUGACAGAAGUUUGGAGACCCUGUGUCUCCAGGUGACGGACCUGUUGCCGGGGUUGCGGCGCAUGCAGAGCGUUCUUCCCGAACACGGCUGCCUGCUGGUCUCGCCCGGCAACUACUGGCAGAACCGGCGCGACGUCUUCGACUCCGACCCCGACAUUCUGAGGACGGUGCAGCAGCACGAACCUAAAGGCCUGCACACCAGCGCCACGCUGAAAGACCUGCUGUUCGGCGUGCCAGGGAAGAGUACAGGAGUCAGUCUGUACAGCAAGAAGAGGGUCGUCACCUACACCAUCACCAUCGCCCUCAGCACCUACGACUCCAGGUUCGUGGCUAGCCUGCGCGCCAGGCUGAAGCAGCUUCACCCCUCGAUGAACUGCAGUCUGCGUGAGGAUCACAUGGUGCACGUCCACUUCAAAGAGGAGAUCGGCAUCGCCGAGCUCAUCCCGCUCGUCACCACCUACAUCAUCCUGUUCGCUUACAUCUACUUCUCCACCCGUAAGAUCGACAUGGUGAAGUCCAAGUGGGGUUUGGCGCUGGCUGCCGUGGUGACGGUUCUCAGCUCUCUGCUCAUGUCUGUAGGACUCUGCACUCUGUUUGGCCUCACGCCCACGCUCAACGGAGGGGAAAUAUUCCCGUACCUGGUGGUAGUGAUCGGGCUGGAGAACGUUCUGGUUCUCACCAAGUCUGUGGUGUCGACACCUGUUGACCUGGAGGUCAAACUCCGAAUCGCUCAGGGUCUGAGCAGUGAGAGCUGGUAUAUCAUGAAGAACAUGGCCACUGAGCUGGUCAUCAUCCUGAUUGGAUACUUCACCCUCGUCCCGGCCAUUCAGGAGUUCUGUCUGUUCGCUGUGGUGGGCCUGGUGUCCGAUUUCUUCCUGCAGAUGUUCUUCUUCACCACCGUGCUGUCCAUCGAUAUCCGCCGCAUGGAGCUGGCUGACCUGAACCGGCGUCUUCCGGCCGAGGCAGGGAUGCCCCCUCCCAAACCCGCCGCCUUGCGUCACAGAGAGGCGCCGCCGCCCCCUCGCCCGUCGGCCCACACCAUCACGCUUCAGACCCCCGCCUUCAGGAACCUGCGUUUACCCAAGAGGCUCCGUGUGAUCUAUUUCCUGGCACGGACUCGCCUGGCACAGCGCAUCAUCAUGGUUGGCACCGUGAUCUGGAUCGGGAUCCUGGCGUACACGGACCCGGCCGGUCUCCGGACCUACCUGGCUGCUCAGGUGUCCGAGCAGAGCCCUCUAGGGGAGGCAGGACUCCCUCCUCACCUGGGCGUGGCUCCUGUGUUCCCGGGUGGAGACCCCACUAGCACUUUAAGCGUCCUUCCUGCCCCCGAUCCCACCCCCGUACCCGAGAACCAAUCACAGGAGGCGGACAGUCCGGGCCCUGUGCCUCUGAUCAACCCACAGAUUACCUGGGGCUCGGAGGACGAGGAGGUCUGGAGGAGGCUGUCGUUCCGUUACUGGCCCUCCCUCUUUGGCUACUACAACAUCACGCUGGCUAAGAGGUAUAUCAGCAUCUUGCCCGUCAUCCCGGUCACGCUGCAGCUCAGCCCUCAGGAGGCCAUCGACACACGCCACCCCCAGGAUACCCAGCACGCGCCACGCUCCAGUCCCAGGACCACGCAGAUCCAGACGGACCUCACGCUGUACAAGGUCGCUGCUCUGGGUCUGUUCGCUGGAGUUCUCCUCGUCCUCCUGCUCUUCUGUCUCUAUCGUGUCCUCUGUCCUCGUAAUUACGGACAGAACGGGGUCCAGCAUGGCCGGCGUCGCCGCGGUGACCUGCCCUGCGAUGAAUACGGCUACUCGCCGCCCAUCAGCGAGAUCUCACCGCUGCUGCUAAGGGGCCACAACAUGGAUAUCGAGUGUUUAGCGAGCGAUGGGAUGCUGUUAGCAAGCUGCUGCUUAGCAGGACAGAUCCGCGUGUGGGAUGCGCAGACCGGAGACUGUCUUACUGUCAUUCCCAACAACGGCUUGAGGAGAAGCAGCAGCAGCGGGUGUUGGGACCACCGUGACGGCUGGGAUCACUACGACCUGGACUCUUCUCCGGGGUCGGAGUCUCGUAACAUGUCCCCGCCCGCUACGGCAGGCUCAUACGCCAACGACUACCCCCUGCGACGACGGGCCACGCCCGCUCGGCCCGCCCUCUUCGUGGAUCAGCCGGAUCUGACGGCCCUCAUAGACACUAACUUCAGCGACCUGCCUCCCUCUCAGGCCCUCUCCGGCUCCGGGUUCGAUUUCGGCUGCCUGGUCGAGAAAGCCUACAGGGAGCACGAGGCGCCGCCGGUUUCUCUGCCCACGCCGCUUCCUCCGACCCCGCCCACGCCGCCGGUGCCACCCGUUGAGAGGUUCCCCUCGGCGAGCGGGGACCUGGAGAGCUCGGUCUGGUCCAUGGAGCUGAGGGGAAACCUGAUCGCUGUGGGGAGGAGCAACGGAAAACUGGAGUUGUGGGAUGCAGUAGAUGGAUUGCUACGAUGCUGUAAUGAAGAAGGAACCUCUGGAAUCACUGCACUGGCUUUCCUCAACAACAGGAUCGUCGCUGCUCGGCUGGACGGCUCGCUGGAUUUCUUCACUGUGGAGUUUAACAAACCUCUGGGGCUACUGCAGCAAAGAGGGCCUCCAGGUCGUGCCAGCCUGCCCCCGUCACCCUGCUACAGCAGCGAGGAUGUGAUUAGCUGCCAGCUGACACGUUCGGUGCAGUGUGCCCACCAAAAACCAAUCACGGUCCUCAAAGCAGCGGCGGGCAGAGUCGUCACCGGCAGCCAGGACCACACCGUCCGGGUCUAUCGUCUGGAGGAUUCGUGCUGCCUCUUCACCCUGCAGGGCCACUCGGGUGGCAUCACUGCCGUUUACAUAGACCAGACCAUGGUUCUGGCCAGCGGGGGGCAGGAUGGAGCCAUCUGCUUAUGGGACGUCCUGACGGGAAGUCGGGUGAGCCACGUUUACGGGCACAGAGGCGACGUGACCUCUCUGGUUUGCACCACCUCCUGCGUCAUCAGCAGCGGUUUGGACGACCUGAUCUGUAUCUGGGACCGGAGCACGGGGAUCAAACUGUACUCCAUACAGCAGGAGGUGGGCUGUGGUGCCAGUCUGGCCGUGAUCUCGGAGAGUUUGCUGGUGACCGGCGGUAACGGCUGCGUCUCAUUCUGGGACCUGAACUAUGGGGAUCUGCUGCAGACGGUGUACCUGGGUCAGAACAGCGAGGGGCAGCACGUGCGCCAGCUGCUGGUGCUGGAGAACGCCGCCAUCGUGUGUGACUUCGGCAACGAGCUCAGCCUGGUGUACGUGCCCUCCGUGCUGGAGAAGCUGGACUGACGUGUACGCCGAGACCCUGACCGGGUUCUUCACCUCCCGGCGGAGUGGGAGUGGAAUCAUGACCAGGACCUGAAUGUGGUGUGUGUGUGUGUGUGUGUGUGUGUGUGUGUAGAGGUUCUCACCCCCUGUAGAAUACGUCUGGAUUUCCGAUCAGAGCUUUUAUAUUUUUGCUAGGAAUCGUGUGAACGGGAUCCUGAACUCUGCUGCCUAAAACCAAUGUGUGUGUGUGUGUGUGUGUGUGUGUGUGUGUGUGUGUGUGUGUGUGUGUGUGUGUGUGUGUGUGUGUGUGUGUGUGUGUGUGUGUGAUCCUGUACACUGGGGAGGUCGUGUCACUUUUUAAUACUGAAUUAUUUUAUUAUUUAUUAGUGAUAAAUGCUAACGGUUGAAGCUGUAGGGUUCCGCUUCUUAUAUUUUAAAUCGUAUAUAUUUCCUAAUCAGUCGUGUGUAAAAGUUUGCGCCCCCCCUUCUUUGUUUUUAAAUCUUUAUAGUGAAUAAACGUUUUAAAGUCGUGUUUAUUCCCUGUAAAAAUCCUCAUCCGAUCUGAUCAGCACCGUCCAAACGUUUGCACAGCGCCAAACACGACAUGCAGGACGCUCAUCACGGCCGCUGUACAUUCAGUGAUUGUAUAUCUCCAGUAAAGAUUGCCAGAACAUGAGCGUAAAAGUACACUACGGGGACUAAAGUAUCGGGACGCCCCUUCUAAUGACUAAUGAAUUCAUGUGUUUCAGCCAGAGCAGCCGCUAACGUGUGAAACAAAUCAGUCAUAUAAAGGAAAUUAUGUGCCUACAAUAUUACAGCAACAGUUUAGGGAAGGUCCUUUCUGUUUCCAGCGUGACUGUAGCUCUACAAAGACAUGAAGAAAAGCAGCACUGAGCAGCUCUGGGAUGAACCGGAACAUCGACUGAUCAGUCAGCGCCCUGCCAAAUACAAACGCUGUCAUCUCUUCACUGAACAGGCACAAGUUUGGUGAAUAGAUCACACAGACGUCACUCUGUUUUAAUACUGUUUGUUUUUGAAUUGUGACGUCCGACAAGCUCAUAGUCGGGUGUCCAAAUACUUUUGGACCUAUAGGGUAUCGUGGAUACACAGCUAAUAUAUAUAAGCGUGUAUAAGCACAGGUGUUAAAUUCCUACCUGCUAAAUUAGACAGAACGCUGAUCAUCAGGCUAUCAGAGGUACACAGAGAGAGUACAGGGGUGUCCAGACUUUUUCUGACAGGGCUGAAGUCCAUCAUGUCUAAAUAGCUACUGAUUCUUUACAGUUAACGAAUGUUUAGCACUACAAGACUUCUAAAUGUUUAAACUCUCUUUGCCUGGAAGACGGUUCUUUAUUUUUAGGGAUUUUACUCAUUCGCAGAGUCGUCGCAGGUUCACCAGGAAACACGAGGUGUAGGGCAGGACCAGCCUGCGUGAUCCAUCGUGCGGAUUUGGAACAUGAAUGAACAUUAGGGAUCUUUCAGAGUCCUCAGCAGCACAGAGAAGCUUCAUCAUUAGCAAUAUGAAUGUAAAUAUCAGCUUUAUUUCACUUUAUGUGAAACGUUUUGUAGAAUUAUGGUGUAAAUAUUUCUGGAGGUGAGCUGGAACGCUGGAGCUCAUCAUGUUGGUGUAGCACAGCCUUCCCUAACCUUUUUGCAGCACGUAUCUUAUGUUUCAUAUAAGAUAUAAUUUCACGUACCGGCAGGGGGGGGACGACUUAAAAUAGAAUAACUAUAGAAUGGAAGAUCAGUGUGAAUCCUGAGCUUUUUCGAUGCAACGAGACGCUGCUCCCACCUAGUGGUAAUAGGAGACAAUAACACCUGAAGAGUUUUGGAAAUAUAAUUGCUCUUGUAGCGUCUCUGAUUAUUUAUUCUUUCUGUACGCCCCGGUAAUAAAUGACCCACGGACCGGACCGGACCGGACCGGGUCCGAGGCCCUGUGGUUGGGGACCACUGGUGUAGCAGAUCUACACUUCUGUGUCUGAGAAACGAGACGUUUGAUGUUAGUUUGGUCCAGAACAGAUUCCUCGACCACGUGUUGUAGACGUGACCAACAUUACGGUACCAGUGUGCUGAUUAUCUGAGGUACAUGCUACAGUCUCCUUAUAAAUAGAUCAAUGUGAGCAACCACGCUGGUAGGACGUCGUACAACCUGCCUUUACAUUCCACAUUUAGCGGCGGGUCGGUUCCACGGGGAAACACUGGACUCGGAUCAGGACACCCUGAAGCUUCCCUACAGAUCAGAAUCUAAAUUAACGGUUAUUUAAAUUUAUAACGAACACAUCGCUGCACAUAUCACACUGUACUGCUACAAGCUGGGUCAAACCAGUGCUGUCCAGUUAAAGCCAGGCAGUAAACCAUUAAAGUCGCCAGUUUUACAAUUUAGGAUUUACCAAAAUUUGAACAACCUUCCUGUCAGACGUCGCCAACAGAUCAGGCCGCUUGCAUUACCGUAUAGAAUAAGGUUCUCACGAAGCAUCAUCAUGUUUAGUAUGGUUGGUAUGGUUCAGCAUAACUGAGCGUUAAUUGUAGGCCAGUCAUGUUAAGUUGCACCGUCGGUGUGGAGAGAGAAUAUUAACGUUUAGUUUUAUUUUUAACACGGCGAGAGAACUUUGUACUAAUUUGCAAAUAAAACGAUUUUGAUACCA